Trichoderma reesei QM6a is the source of this 663-nucleotide messenger RNA. RefSeq lists its product as uncharacterized. The transcript is spliced from 2 exons. Bases 1 to 663 code for a protein of 220 amino acids. The record is from RefSeq and is a predicted model, not a curated record. Lineage: Eukaryota; Fungi; Ascomycota; Sordariomycetes; Hypocreales; Hypocreaceae.
AUGGCCCCCAAAUCGACAUCAGAAGGCGCGAAUACAACGGCCGAGGCUACAAAGAAGAAGCACGGCUUCAGAGUUGGACCUGAAAACCUGCCAGACGGGCCAUGGCGUCGCAAAGUUGAUAAGAAGAAGCGUGAAUUGAUCCACAACGCAAAGAUCAAGAAACAGUACGCGAAGAUCAAGCAGCAGGAGCUAAAGGCGGCAGAGCCCAAGCCUCAGCCCAGUCACAGCAACGAUGAGAAUGCCCAGCACGAUGGCGAGGAUGAAGCACGAUCAGCUCAAGGAGAUGACGCCAAGGGUGAAGUCGCGGAGGAAGGCGAACAGAUCCAUCCCACAAGACAGCUCAUGCUGAAGGACGAGAGCAUGGCACAAGCCGGCGCCGAGGCAGACAAGACGACUGGUCCUAGCGAUGGCCAGCGACGCAGGACUCGGCGUCCCGGCUACUACGACAAGCAGCUGAAGAAGGCGGCAGAGCGUCGCGAGGAGGCUGAGAAGAGGAGGAAAGAGUGGGAGCGGCGGAUGGAGGAGCGCGCGCAGAAGCAGGCUGAGCGGGAGAGGUACAAGAAGGCCAUGGCCAAGACGAGGGACAAGGACGGCAAGAAGAAGCUGGGCAGGGAGAGCUCGCUGUUGCUGGAGAAGGUGAAGAAGCUUGUUGGUCAGAAGUGA